AUGACUAGUAUGUUCUCUUUCAAUAUAGCAAUGAUAUGUCCACAGUUACGUGAAGUGUGGGCAAUAAUGAAGAGAAAGAGCGAGAGCAAGCUGAUGAGGAUCGUAGGAUCGCCGAUAAGAGCGUUGGGAAAAGCGAGGGACAUGUACGUGCGAAGCAUAACCAACUGCGGCCAGCGCGUGAGCUACUACGGCGAUCCCAUGGAAGGUGCUGGAAGGUUCUCCAGGAGCCACAGCGUGGCCACCGCGUCGGCUAGGUCCGAGGUUAGCGACGAGGAUUACGCGGAGCUGGUGAGAGCCGCGUCGGCGAGAACCACGUUGGCGAAUCGAAUCAACGUUUCGAAAGUGUUGCCGAAGUCCAGCAGCGUCGGGAUGGGGAGGAUCGACGAAGAUAAAGCGUUUGAGUCUGAAGGAGGUGUGGGUUUCGUGACGGAUCUGUAUCCGAGGAGUAGAAGCUACGCUGUGGCGAAGAGCAAACCUGCUUUUGAAAGCGUUGUUGCGGUUCACGUUCCCAACGUUGGAAUUCAAGCUAGGAAGUAA
Messenger RNA from Sphenostylis stenocarpa, 537 nucleotides. Lineage: Eukaryota; Viridiplantae; Streptophyta; Magnoliopsida; Fabales; Fabaceae. The record is from the annotation of a GenBank genome assembly.